Homalodisca vitripennis (glassy-winged sharpshooter) is the source of this 1942-nucleotide messenger RNA. RefSeq names its product sodium-coupled monocarboxylate transporter 1-like. The record is from RefSeq and is a predicted model, not a curated record. Gene Ontology annotation, cellular component: membrane. The transcript has 14 exons. Gene Ontology annotation, molecular function: symporter activity. Gene Ontology annotation, biological process: transmembrane transport; sodium ion transport. NCBI's taxonomy places the organism in Eukaryota, Metazoa, Arthropoda, Insecta, Hemiptera, Cicadellidae. Bases 80 to 1906 code for a protein of 608 amino acids.
AACACUGACAGCUUCUAUUUAACAACUCUUCACAGUUUCCAAAUUUUAUUCUACAGCAAGAAAGCCAGAUUAAACCAGGAUGAACGGAACAGAAUCGAACAGCUUAAUGUCAGCAGCGCUGAUGUUCAGCUGGGUAGAGUACUCAGUGUUCUGCUCCAUGCUGCUGCUCUCUCUGCUGGUCGGGGUGUACUUCGGCUACUUUAAGAAGCAGGAUACCGUCGCUGAGUAUUUGCUUGGAGGGAAGAAGAUGUCCGUUUUUCCAGUCGCAAUGUCCCUUACCUUCAGCCACGUUUCUGGCGUUAGUCUGAUCGGGGUACCAGCAGAGGUUUACUCCUAUGGGACUCAGUAUUUCGUCAUGUGUAUCAGCUUCGUUAUAAUGUACUUCAUAGUGGUAAACAGCUUCCUGCCUGUGUUUUUCAAUCUCCAGCUGAAUUCGCUGUACGAGUAUUUAGAACUUCGGUUCAGUAAAGGAACGAGGACUUUAGCUUCGUUACUGUUUGCGCUGUCCUUGGUGUUAUUCAUCCCUGUUGUAAUAUACAUCCCGGCACUGGCUUUUAAUCAAGUGACGGGGGUCUCAAUAUACGUAAUCACGCCCAUCGUAUGCGUCAUCUGUCUUAUCUACACCUCUUUUGGUGGCCUCAAGGCGGUGGUAUGGACAGACACAUUGCAAAGUGCCUUCACUAUUUCAUCCACCCUCUUUAUCUUGGUCCUGGGGUUUCUGAAGAUUGGCAGCAUAUCAGAGGUAUUCAGGAUCAAUGGAGAAGGGCACAGGCUGGAGCUAUUCAACAUGGAUCCGAGUCCUUUUGCACGUAGCACGUUCUGGACCAUUAGCUUGGGGUCCGUAUUCACAUGGUUAAGUCACGUGGGUGUUCACCCCGGCACUUCACAAAGAUUCAUCGCCGUUUCAACUGUCAAGGAGGCCAGAGCGGUUUUAUUAUGGACUUGUGUGGGUUACGUAUGGGUUAAGGCUAUCACGACCCUUCUAGGCAUGCUGAUCUAUGCCCACUACCACGACUGUGACCCUAUCGCUACCAAGAUGGUUCAGAAGUCUGGACAAGUGAUGCCAUUUUAUGUUAUGCAAGUGGCAAAAGACUACCCAGGACUCACGGGCCUGUUCAUAUCCGGUGCUCUAAGUGCUGCUCUCAGCACUAUGUCUGCGGGUCUCAACACAGUGGCUGGCACAAUAUACGAGGACUUUGUUCAGUUUAUACUGAGAGGAAAACAACAGUCCGAAGCUAUGCAAGCAUUCACUCUUAAAGUAGUUGUUUUAGUGAUUGGCGUCAUCUGCUCAUUACUAGUCCCCAUUGUAGAAAGGCUUGGCGGUUUGCUUCAGGUAGCCGUCAGUUUACAUGGAGUUAAUAGUGGUGCUCUUGUGGGGGUUUUCUGCCUAGGAGUUUUCUUUCCCAGAGCCAACGCCAAGGGAGCAAUUGUAGGAGUACUAAUGAGCGUGAUGGUAAUGACCACAAUUGUGUUCGGCGGUGAAUAUUUUAUUGCCAAUGGCCUGCUGAAAUUUCCCGGAAAAGUUACCAGUGUGGACGGCUGUCCUGCAGACUUUCUGGCUAGCCUUCCUUUCAAUGCAUCAGCACGGGUCCAGACCUAUGUCGGCGUGGGAUCGCCGGUAGUCGCUGAUGCAUCCGUGCCUCUCAUCUUCCAGAUGUCCUACUGGUAUUACAUCACUCUGGGCACUCUGGUGGUUCUUCUGGUGGGCCUUCCGGUCUCCUACUUAACGGAACCUGUGGACAUGAAACACUUGGAACCAGCAUUGUUCGCUCCAUUCGUCCGUCAAUUUCUACCCCAGAAACAGAAAUUUCCUGUCAACCCUCCAGCAGAAGAGUACAAGCUCGUCGCCACAAAUGAUCACUCCAAGGAAGUGACCACACCGGAAUCUGAUAAUAAAGAUUCAUAGCAUUCUUUGUUAAUAAAUAGUGAUUUUGAAAUCGUA